Messenger RNA from Aaosphaeria arxii CBS 175.79, 536 nucleotides. RefSeq lists its product as uncharacterized. NCBI's taxonomy places the organism in Eukaryota, Fungi, Ascomycota, Dothideomycetes, Pleosporales. The transcript has a single exon. Bases 121 to 414 code for a protein of 97 amino acids. The record is from RefSeq and is a predicted model, not a curated record.
CGGACACCAACUCCCAGUUAUUUUGCGAUAGAAGCCAUUGCGGGUGGCUACGAGAGCGUACAUAUCAUAGACAGCCAUUGCAUAUGACGAAAGUUCCUGGUAGAAUCAAAUACGUAGAGCAUGAUUGUAACGCAGUCAUACAUCAUACCCAGCGCAUCUUUUAUCAAUGCUAUACAUUUUUCUCAUCAAGCCGGAUUGAGGAGAUUUAGGAUUUAUAGCAUGACGUUUUCGCGUUGCCGAACGCCUAAGUCGGCAUCUUAUCAUGUCAUUACGCCACAUACGCCACGCCAUUCAGCCUCUCGACUCCACCCUAUCCGUCAUCGCCAACCACCACUACCACAUCCACUAAACUCUACUACGUUUACGUUCCAGGUCCCUGAGAUGUCGAAGUAUGAGCGAACCCCUCAAAUCUAGAGCUCUAGACCCCCCGAUCGACAGAAUGUACCGCCAAGCCGGUCUACCGGUUCGCAGAAAACGAUGUCAGCCCUGCAAACUCAAGACAAGUGGUUCGAGCUAGGUGUACUCGGCCCAUGUCA